CAAGCAGACAGAAGACACCAGAGACGGGUCCUGUCAAUAACUAACAAAACAAACAAGAAAAGACGAAUAAAACUAUUUUAAAACAGUGAGUAAUUGAUCUUUAAAGUGAGACACGAACAGACUCUGAUGAUGCAGAUGUGCACAGUUUUGGAGAAGAAGGGAGGACGUGUGGUUGGAGCUGAGCUGAGCUGCAGCGUGAAAGAGGAAAAUAAAGCCAAGAAAGAAAGUUACACAGCUGACUGGCAUAGCAUCAACAUGAAGACGCAACCUGAAGAUCGUCAGUCCAUGCUGAUGUUGGACGACUCUCGCAGAGAAACCCUCUCUCGAUACUGGCAGGGCCGUCCUCUCAAUCAGACGUGCCCCUCGGGUGUGCUCCGAGUGGGCAACGUUGAGACAGGUGUCCGGGAGCACCAGGUCUUACCCUACAGGAUCUCCCUGCCGUUGCCCAUUUUCAAGCCUACGGAACUGGGCAUUCGUCUGGGUCGUGGAGCACCCCACACCCUGGAAGAUCUUCCCCCUGCCCGUGUUCCAAAUGGUGCCUGCCUGGACAAAAGACCAGUGGAACAGAUCACCAAAGACCUGCCCCCAGUCAAACCCAUGCGAAUGGAGUUUGCCAAAGCACCAAGAGCCCUGGGCCGAUCCAUGUCCCAGGAAGCCCAGAGAGGGUGAAAGGGCCGAAAAAGGAGGAAGGCAGAAAGUGGAUGAUGAACCAAAGACUGUAUGGACUUUAUUAAAGAAUGAGAGGAACAGACGUGUUAAACUAAGAGAUUGAGCAGGUACUAAGAAUUUAGCAAUAGUCAGCAGGUUCAGCAAAGUGAAGACUCAAAUGAAGGUAAAGAUAAGGCGAUAAAAGCACGAUGGUUUUGGUAAUUAUAUACUGUUAAGAAGGAUUAUGGUUUUGUAUAGUGAAUUUAGGUUGUAAAUAGUAUUUUGUUUUAAUUGUUCAAUGUAUUUUUGGAUUUUUUUGUUGGGAUGCCUUUGCAGGAUAAUCUUCUGCACAUUGGAAUUAUUUAACAAAUAGGAAUUGCACUAUAUUGACUGAUGGUGUUUUGUAAUUUAUUAAUAUUUGUUAUUUGAUUAAUAUUUAAAUAAAAGGUGUUUAAUGCAAAUUCAGUUUUGUG
Messenger RNA from Triplophysa rosa, 1121 nucleotides. It is a transcript of the gene tcap, whose product is annotated as titin-cap (telethonin). Gene Ontology annotation, biological process: detection of muscle stretch; cardiac myofibril assembly; sarcomerogenesis. NCBI's taxonomy places the organism in Eukaryota, Metazoa, Chordata, Actinopteri, Cypriniformes, Nemacheilidae. Gene Ontology annotation, molecular function: protein-macromolecule adaptor activity; structural constituent of muscle; titin Z domain binding. The transcript is spliced from 2 exons. Gene Ontology annotation, cellular component: Z disc. Bases 127 to 669 code for a protein of 180 amino acids. The record is from RefSeq and is a predicted model, not a curated record.